Molecule: messenger RNA, 1327 nt
Organism: Archocentrus centrarchus (flier cichlid)
Lineage: Eukaryota; Metazoa; Chordata; Actinopteri; Cichliformes; Cichlidae
Product: arrestin domain-containing protein 3-like
Biological process (GO): protein transport
Cellular component (GO): cytoplasm; plasma membrane
Source: RefSeq, a predicted model, not a curated record
AUGUCGUUCCGAAAUGUCUCCGAUAAAGAGGACUUAAAAGUGAUUUGCAUAGCGGUCAACGAAGAUGGUACUUUCUCUCGAGACAUUAUUGUAGGCGGCAGUGAUUUCAGACUGAUUAAAGACGUCAAAGUCAAGAGCGUCUCUCUGAAAGCCAAAGGUGACGCCAGCGCAGAGUGGUCAGAGGGAAACACAAAGUUCAUUUCGCACUGGAGAUAUUUCAAAGUGAAGAAGUUAGUUGAAAAAAAUGAUAAAGACACUGUACUUCCCCAAUGGGGUCAAACACUUUAUUCUUCAUGUUUAAAAUUCCCAGAGUGUGACAUGCCUUCAUACAGGGAAACAGUGGAAGAAUUGUCUACAUGUUUGAAAGCAAAGAUAUCCAGGAGCUGGCGGUGGUCUUCUGAAGCACAAAAAGAGAUCAAGUUUGUUUCCAGUCCUGUCCACCCACCGCUCAAGCUGAUGUGUCCACAAUCUGGUUCAGUGAGUAAAAUGAUCAGGUCGCACCAAGGACAAGUCCGAAUGUCUGCUACUAUUAACAGAGGAGUUUGCUCUCCAGGUGAAACUUUAUCUGUUGUUGCCAAAAUCUGCAACUCCUCGUCCAAAGACACGAGGCCCAAAUUCAAACUUCAGCAGAGAACAGUGUACCGCUGCAAGAAACAUACUAAUGUCACAUAUAAAACUCUGUUCAAAAUGGUCGGGGACAUUAUUGGUCCAAAUUCAGAGCAAACUGUCUCCUGCCAGCUGAAGAUUCCUGAUGAUGCCAUUCCACUCUCCAUAACUGUAAUAAUCUCAGUUGAAUAUGACAUCAAGGUGUAUCUGGACAUUAGUUUUUCCUUUGACCCAGAGGUGGUGUUUCCACUGGUUAUCGUUCCCACCAAACAUGCUCCCAUUAGGCCUGGUGAGGCUGUGGGACAGUCUGAGGAUGAGGCUGAGACAGCUGAGGCGGCAAGUGGCAGCAGCGUCCUUUCCCCUGCGUUCCCCACUGGAUUUGGCUCUGAAUCCACAGAUCCCAUGCAGCAUUCAAACAUGAAAAGUGACAAUUCUAGCCAGUGGCCACAAGGUGCCGCUUCCCAGGCGUUUUCAAGUCCGACUUUCACAGUGGCUUCAGUGCAGCAACCAGGCGCUACUGCUCAGCCUGCAUUUCUGCAGGGAGAACAGUCUCCAUUAUAUACAUCCAUUUACCACUGUCAGAAUGAACAACCGUAGAAGCUGAACUGAAUCUUCGCCAGAGCAAUCACCACCCUGAACUCACACACUCACCCACCGUAAAUGUGCAACACCCACAUCUCUGUGCAAUAUUAUAUUAUUCAUACUGAACAAUAUCUAACAU